AUGAGCGUGGCGACACAGGCAAUGCCUUCCCCCAUGGAACUGGACGGAGUGGUGAACGGGGUGAAGAACAUGGACGGCGUGAACGGAGUGCACAAGGAGCCCAAGUUCGCCAGCGGCCUCAUCCUGCCUCCCCCGGAGAUAAAAUCUGUCAUCGACCGCACAGCGACCUUUGUCGCGCGGUCGGCCAACCCGCCCCAGUUCGAGGAGAAGAUCCGCGAGAACCAGCGUCAGGACCCAAAGUUUGCGUUCCUCAACCCGGCGGACCCUUACCAUGCCUACUACAGACACCGCAUGGACAAGGUCGUCCGCGGCGAGUUGGACGAGGAGGCGGCCCCGGCGAAGGAGGCUAUGGAGGAGGUCGAGGUCGCCCCGGCCGAGCAGACCCCAGUGGACGUUGGCGAGGAGCCACCCAUCCCGGAGUUCAUCCUCAGCAUCCCGAACGUGUCGGCGAUAGACCUGGACACCAUCAAGCUCACCGCGCUCUUCACCGCGCGCCGGGGGCAGCCAUUCCUGCACGCGCUCUCCUCGCGCGAGGGGCGCAACUACCAGUUCGACUUCCUGCGGCCGACGCACUCGCUGUUUGGGUACUUCAACAGGUUGGUGGACCAGUACUCGAAAGUGCUCCUGCCUAGUAAGGAGAUGCUCGUCCAGCUAAGGGAGCGUGCGCAAGACGGCGCGCGGUGGAAGGACCUGGAGCUCGCGCAGCGGAGGGCGCGGUGGGAGCAGGUCAAGCGCGAGCAGGACAAGCGGCGGGAGGACGACAAGGAGGCGGAGCGGGUCGCCUUCGCUGAGAUCGACUGGCACGACUACGCCAUCGUCCAGACCAUCGAAUUCACGGCUGCGGACGCGACGUCUGAGCUCCCGCCGCCCAUGAGUGUGCAGGAGGUGGAGAGCAUGACACUUGCCCAGAAGCGGAUGGCGGCGAUGAUCAUGGAGACCACGGCGGAGGAUGUCGAGGCCCACCGCGCCCGACAAGCUGCGGCAGAAGCGGAAGCGGCCGCUGCGGUUGGUGGAGCUGGGGGCGACCAAGAAGAUGCCGCGAUGGAAGAGAGCGACGACGAGGACGAUGAGGUCAAGGAGAGGAGACGGCGCGAUGAAGAGGAGAGGCAGAAGGAGAUUGAGCGUGCGAGGGCAAUCCAAGCGAGCUCGUUGGAUGCUGGUGGUCCGAUGAAGAUCAGGACAGACUACGUCCCAAAACUUCACAAGAAGAACGCGGAGAAGCUCACUACUUGCAGUAUCUGUGGACAAGAAAUCCCUGUCGACGAGCUCCAAGAGCACAUGCGUAUCGAACUGCUCGACCCCAAGUGGAAAUCUCAGCGCGAUAUGCUCGAAGCUCGCAAGGCGCAGGCUUCGGAGCUACAACGUGGUGCCAAUGUCGUAUCAUCCCUCAAGGCCCUCGCGAAGACUCGUGUCGACAUCUUUGGUGCCGAGGCGGACGAAGAACGACGGAAGAAGGAGGAAGAGGAAGAAAGGCUUCGCAGAAGGGAGCGCGAGAAGGUCGUCUGGGACGGUCACACUGCAUCCAAGGCGAACACGCUCGACAAGUUCUCGAUGAACUCCAAUAUCGACGAACAGAUUGCAGCCAUCCAUCGUGCCAAGGGUCUCGGACCACAAGAGGUCAACGCCAUCGGCCCAGGCAUCGGUCCAGCCGCCAUUCCUGCUCCUCUCAGCACACUCCCGCCCGCUCCCGCCUCCCUCCCCGCACCCCCGACAGGCUCUGGCCAGCCCGCAUAUACCGCUGCAACCGUCUCCUCCGGCCCGCAGCCCGCGUCGCUCUUCCCCUCUCAACCCGCGCCUGUCAUGCUCCCACCACUGCACUACCAGGGCAUGGACGCCGCGCAGCCUUUCGGGUACCAGCCCCCGCCCGCGGGCGCGCCGAUGAUGCACCCCGCCCGCGCCGCCGCGCUCGGACAGCAGAUGCCCCCGCCGGCCGCGCAGACGGGCACCGUGCGCUCCGCGGACGAGAUGGAGGGCGGCGACGGCGACGGCGCCGGGGUGCCGCCCGCGAAGCGGCAGCGGGUCGCGAAGCUGCCCGGGGGCGCGCUCUACCCGGAGCAGGACUGGGUCGGGAUGCACCCGCACCCGAUCGCGCUCCGGGUGCAGCUCCCGCUGGACGCGGCGCGGCCGGAGUGGAAGCUGGACGGGAGCGUGGUGACGAUCCCGGACCUGCCGCUCAUGCUGCUCGUGUCCACGCUCCGGGACCGGCUCAUCCAGCACACGGGGAGCUCGAUCGGGGCGUCGAAGAUCCGGUUCUCCUACCAGGGCAAGAUGCUCACGAACACGCACACGAUCGCGACGUACAACCUCGAGGACGAGGAUUUGGUCGUGGCGACGGUUCGGGACGAGAAGAAGAAAAAGUAG
Epithele typhae is the source of this 2361-nucleotide messenger RNA. RefSeq names its product Pre-mRNA splicing factor PRP21 like protein-domain-containing protein. Gene Ontology annotation, cellular component: U2-type prespliceosome; catalytic step 2 spliceosome; U2 snRNP. Gene Ontology annotation, biological process: regulation of alternative mRNA splicing, via spliceosome; mRNA cis splicing, via spliceosome. The record is from RefSeq and is a predicted model, not a curated record. Lineage: Eukaryota; Fungi; Basidiomycota; Agaricomycetes; Polyporales; Epitheliaceae. The transcript has 6 exons. The coding region runs from base 1 to 2361 and encodes 786 amino acids. Gene Ontology annotation, molecular function: RNA binding; protein binding.